CGGCGAUAACGGGAUGGGCGCCGCAAAACCGGACGGCGAUUUUAGAGCUUAGGGAAAUUUCUCUCCCAACGACAUCACAGUACGGGCCACGCGAGCGCCCACCAACCUACCAGCCGCGUCACGCAUGAACAAUUGACUGGUCUUCUCAAAUUCGAGCGCUUCACAUUUGUCCGACUCACACUCGUUUCAGUCCUUCUGCGCAACCAGUGGACUCCGAACUGAACCUUCCGUCGCAAAAUUCGCAACCAGUCGCGGUAGCUAUCACGGCCUUGGACGGCGGGACACAGGACCACAACACAAGCCCAGAGGACAAUCGAGGGCUCGCGCGAGCACAAGCUAUGGGUUCCGAUGGCGAGGACAUUGAGUCCGAGGGUCGGCCGCCCUAUCUUCAUGCUAUGAUUGCCGGUGGCAUAGGCGGCUCGACAGGCGACAUGCUCAUGCACUCUCUCGACACGGUCAAGACGCGCCAGCAAGGCGACCCCCACAUUCCCAGCAAAUACACCUCGCUCGGUCAGACAUACUGGACGAUAUGGCGGCAAGAGGGCAUUCGCAGGGGCUUGUACGGCGGCUGGUUACCAGCGUUUGGAGGCUCGUUUCCGGGCACGGUCAUGUUCUUUGGCACCUAUGAGUGGAGUAAACGGCUCCUUCUGGACCAUGGGUGCCAGCAGCACCUGGCCUAUCUCUCAGCUGGUUUCUUGGGCGAUCUGGCUGCUUCCGUCGUCUACGUCCCCUCUGAAGUACUCAAGACCCGACUCCAGCUCCAAGGUCGCUACAACAACCCUCACUUCAAAUCCGGCUACAACUACCGCGGUACCAUCGACGCAGCACGGACGAUUGUGCGCACAGAAGGCACAGCAGCGCUUUUUCAUGGGUAUCAGGCCACGCUAUACCGUGACCUGCCCUUCUCUGCCCUGCAGUUUAUGUUCUGGGAGCAGUUCCACGCGUGGGCGCGCCAGUACAAGCAAAGUCGCGACGUCGGUGUGCCGCUCGAGCUGCUGACGGGCGGCCUGGCUGGUGGGCUGGCAGGCGUAAUAACCUGCCCGCUGGACGUCGUAAAGACCCGACUGCAGACACAGGUCAAUGAGCCCAGUGGCUCUAGUACGCUCGCGAAAGAGGCGGGUGCAAGUACGCAGCGCAGAAGCAUCUCGACGUCGUCGCCCAACACGCAUCGACCGAAACCAGGAGCCGCCGCGCUGCACACGUCAUCUGUGAUCAAGGGGUUACAUGUCCUCUACCGCAGCGAGGGCAUAGCUGGCUGGUUCAGGGGCGUGGGGCCGCGAGGCGUGUGGACGUUCAUCCAAAGCGGGUGUAUGCUGUUCUUGUACCAGCGACUACUGCGGCAGAUGGAUACCUGGUUUCCUGAACAGGACGAGCCCAGGACCAUGUGAGAGGCGGCAGAACUUUAUCUUUUGGCGAUUUUGUGAAUAUGUACAACUACCAUAUAGACGGAUGGAAGACUAGAGGUCAGGCAGGAUGCAUGUACAAUCCCGGCAUCGUUUGGCGUUAGGGGAUGGAUAGAGCUUCGACACAUUGCUGUCAAACAACCCACACAACACAUAUGCACACUCGUAUCAAUAAACAUGAGAGA
This is a messenger RNA of Emericellopsis atlantica, 1588 nucleotides long. Its product is annotated as mitochondrial carrier domain-containing protein. The coding region runs from base 339 to 1388 and encodes 349 amino acids. Gene Ontology annotation, molecular function: magnesium ion transmembrane transporter activity. The record is from RefSeq and is a predicted model, not a curated record. Gene Ontology annotation, biological process: magnesium ion export from mitochondrion. The transcript is spliced from 3 exons. Lineage: Eukaryota; Fungi; Ascomycota; Sordariomycetes; Hypocreales; Bionectriaceae.